This is a messenger RNA of Anisakis simplex (herring worm), 2562 nucleotides long. The record is from the annotation of a GenBank genome assembly. NCBI's taxonomy places the organism in Eukaryota, Metazoa, Nematoda, Chromadorea, Rhabditida, Anisakidae.
AUGACCAAAAUAUUCACAACGCCGCAAUUAGAUCCAGCGGAAAAAGGUGCACCCGAGAAGAAGGUAUAUAAAAGCAGUGUUGAUGAGGAUGAUAUCUCAAAGCCAACAACGAUUCUACCGUUCGCACUGCAACUCGAGAAAAGUGGAGCAAAGUGUCGCUGGCCUUGUUUGAUCACAGUUAUUCUCCUACUCUGGAUAUUGGCCACAUCAGCGAUACUAAUUCAUCUGGCACCUGAUUGUGUCUAUCGAAAAUUGCAUCAAUUCACACACUACGAUGAGCCACAAGCACAAAUACGUACGGCAGAUCGAUUCGUAAUCGACAUCACCGAGACAAAUCCCAAAAUCGAUCUGAUCAACAACGACAAUUCAAUUGCUACAGAUAAGCCAACAGUUGAUGGUACUGCUGGUGUUGAGCGUGAUGAUAAACAAGCGGAGAAUGCAGAUGAUUCAAAUAAAAUACCCAGUGAAGAUGAUGCCACUAAUGCGAUCCGAACCUUACUGAGAAGACCUGAAGUACAGCAAGUGGUGAUCGUUGGCCGUAAUGAUUAUGAGUCGCAAAAUGAAAAAACAUCGAAAGGAGUUAUUGUAUUGGAUGGUUCGGCGAUAAGCGAAAACGGAGACGUGAGGCCAAUUGAUAUCAUCAAUCAGCUUCAGAACUACAACGGUGUUAUCAUCCCGGCCGAUCAGCUGAUCGCCAACGGUGAACAACCCAUUCUACCGAUACAGCUGGCAAUGCAGCAACCCCCUCAACUACCCAUCAUGCCCCCUCCUCAGAUGCUAUCCCCUCAAAUGCCCCCUCCCCAGAUGCCCCGUCCGCAGAUGCUCGGUCCUCAAAUGGGCCCUCCCCAGAUGCCUCCUCCGCAACUGCCCCAUCCACAAAUGCCCUCUCCUGAAAGAGCUUCACCUCAGGUAGCAGUUCCGCCACCUGCCGUCUCCGCAGAAUAUCAACGACAAUUAGCCAAAUAUCAUCGAGCCGUGAUGCAGUGGCAAAUGGAACGCGAAGUCUAUAGACGACAUCUUUUGAUGCGUUUACAGACGGAAAGAAUGAUGGCGAAUAACGAGGAGGUGAUGCGUCGAAUGGAACAGCAACAACAGCAACAGCAACAACAACAGCAACAAGAACAGCUACAGCAACAACAGCAACAGCAACAACAACAGCAACAGGAACAGCAACAAGAACAGCUACAGCAACAACAGCAACAGCAACGAACUGCGAUGAUGCGUCAAGAGAUGAUGGCACGAAUGAUGGCCAUGCGCAGUCGUAUGAUGAUGCCUCGAAUGCCCCCGAUGCAGAUGAUGAAUAUGCCUAUGCCUAUGAAUCCCGUCGGAAGAAUGCCCAUCUACCCAACCAUCUAUCACAUGAUAUUCCCUCAAUCACCAAAACAGGCAUCCAAUGAAAUGGAUAAUGCUGAAGUGACAUCGCCAUCGUUAUUGAAAAACGAUGAGUUGCAUAAAGAUAAUGAGACUGCUGAAAAAUCGCCAGAUCAACAAGUUGAGCCAGAAGGAACUGCAGUGAUUCCUCAACAAGAAGUAGUUGCACCAUCUGAACAGCCAGUUAUGCCAGAGACACCUGAAUUACCGAUUGUCAGUCCUCACGAUGCGUCGGCAGAUCAAAUUCUAUCGGCAAUGCAAGCCGAACUCAAAGUGGAUCGUGAUGCAAUCUUCCGAAGAUUACUUGCCCAAUCGCAGAUGGAAAGUACACGCCAAGAGCAGCAAGCUGAACAAGCAAGUGCGGCGUUGAAUACAGAGGAUCACGAUGAUAUCUCAUGGAAGAUGCACGACUUGCAGGCAAACGACAACAUUCAACCACCACAGCCAGAUGACGAAAAUGCACCACAGAAUGCAGUGGUAGAAAAUCAAAAGACGCACGACGAGAUAUUCCGUGAGCUGCAGCAAAAAUCAAUCGAACUCGGACGUGAGGCUGACGCUCGAGAGGCGGCUGCCAGAUUUUCCGCUGACAUUCAACGGACCACUCAACAAGCGAUACCUUCUGAUGCUCCAGCAACGGAUACACCAGUGAUAAUGAUCGCUGACACCUUCCCACAUCGAUCAACAGUUUCUGAGCCUGAUCAACAAAUGGGCACAGAGCAACAACAACAAGAAGCAACACCUUCUCCACUCGUUGACGAUACGACCACAAUUCAGUCUGAUCCUGAACAACUCUUGAUAACGUCCAGACCUGAUUCGUUGGCUGCUUUCUUCAAAUUUUUCCAGAAUGAAGCGGUCAAGAUGAGCAAAGCAUUCCGUCCAAUUUUCCAAGACAUCACCGCAAUCGCUCCCACAACCACCACUCAGACAGUUCCCGAGAGUACAAUGGGAUCAGAUGACAUAUCCGGAACAGAGAUCGAUCAGCCGCAGCUGGCCGGCAGUACGGAUCCGGUUGAAGCAAAAACGCCUGAACCAGAAAACACGGCAGCGACAGAGACGAUACCAUCAAUUGCAAACACAGAACAAGCAAUGGAACCGGAAGUAAGAGAGGAGGAAUUGUUGGUGCCGGACACAGAAAUCGAAGAGAAUCCUCUUGACAUAGAACCAACACGACCACUCUUUUACACCUAUUGA